AUGAAGGCGGCUAUGGAUGCCAAGGCACUUCUUCGGCGGAGACAUCUUCAUCAACUGCGGACGCUGGCAAAACGUUCUCCCGCAUUUAUCCAGAGAGAGUCCGCCAAGCUUUGCUCCCUGCUGUACGAACACAUCCAAGCACUGUGGAGCUCUCGACCGGAAACUCAAUUGCUGCUUCUCUGUGGAUACCUGCCCCUUUACUACGAGAUGGAUUUAACUGCGCUGUUUCGCCGCUUUUGGCUGGAGACGCAGCGGGCGGGCCUGCCUAAUGUCAAGGUAUUUGUCCCGAUGGUGCUUUCACCGUGCAACCCUUCUAAUGGUGCCACUGCCACUUUGACUCCUCUAUGGCAGCGCCCGUGGGAUACCGCCAUGACGCGCUUUGCGAGCGGCAUGGCAUUUGUGGAGGUCUUUGAUGAGGGGGACUUAAUGACUUCCUUCGAGCGACGUGGUCAGUACGGUUUGAUGGAGCCAAAGGAGGAAGUUAUAGAGGAGCUUUUCAGCACAGGCGUGGGCUCCAGUUGUGGCAGGGGCACUGGCCCGCGUCACUUCAUUGCGUGUGACGAGCAUGAGGUGUUGUUUCCAGAGUGUGCGAAGCCAAAAAAUUUGAUUGAGCUGAAACUGCUGUUACGCAGUAUGGAAUACUCAACGUGUAUGCUGGUGUUAGCACCUGGUGUUUUGUUUGACCGCUUCGGCGGCAGGCUGGGAAAGGGUGGAGGUUACUAUGAUCGGUUCCUCCAGUACAGUCGGGAUGUGGCGGCAGGUGCGGUGGCGUCGUGGGGCGUCGGCAUGGAGAUGCAACUGCUGCCAGAGGAGAAGAGGCUGCCAGUUUGCACGCAGAUUCUGUCGUCCGGGGGCGGUGCCCGGGAUUCCCAUAUGGACGGCGUGGUCACGCCUGCCGGGUAUGUGUCUUGCGCACCACCGGCGUAG
Molecule: messenger RNA, 927 nt
Organism: Trypanosoma rangeli
Lineage: Eukaryota; Euglenozoa; Kinetoplastea; Trypanosomatida; Trypanosomatidae
Exons: 1
Coding region: 1-927 (308 amino acids)
Biological process (GO): tetrahydrofolate interconversion; folic acid-containing compound biosynthetic process
Cellular component (GO): mitochondrion
Molecular function (GO): 5-formyltetrahydrofolate cyclo-ligase activity
Source: RefSeq, a predicted model, not a curated record